UGAAUAUACAUCAAAGAUUUUAUUUAAUUCAUUAACGAAGAAACAGAGUGUUAACACCAGUUCCAAGAACAAUCCAAGGAACAGAUCAGGAAUAUGAAAUAAAUGUGUAAGUGGAGGCAAAACUUUUUUCCAAGGUAGUGGCGAGGGUGUCAUUCCAAUGGAUAGAAUUAAUUUGCAUGUGUAUAAACAAGAAUUAGUUUCCAUUGCUCUCAGUUAUCUACAACCUAUAAAUGUGUACAAUGAGUCCCAUGGAAUCAGAAGCAGAUAACCUGAAAGGAGCGCAAAAUUUCUUCCCCUACAACCAGUAACAGUUAUUGUCUGUCUCCAGAUAGAGGGAGGAGGCAGAGUCUUGGCUGGCAAUGGGAAUACACUGGUCAUGAGGCUAACUUCCCAUGCUUCAAUGAGCAUGUGGCUAAAGGAAUGUUUCUUUCCAUCCAGGGACUGUUUCAGGCAAAUGAGUCUACUUUGGUUCACCACUUCAUUGUGGGGGAGCCAACUCUGAAAGGGCUCGUAUCUGGACAAGCUAAUGAGCUACUCCCUGGCCACACAGCACUCCAAGGGCAGCCUAACUAUAAAGCUGCACCUUCAAAACGGCACCGUGCAGUCCGAGUGUGUACUUGGCCCCUUUUGGCUAAGUGGGGAGGAAGUGGCUUCGCAGGCCUAUGCUAUUCUUAAAGGAAUCUGAAACGCCAUUCAGAUCUCUGCCUCUUCAUUGUUCUACAUGCACGAGGCUGGGUUCUUUUGCUAGAAACAAUUCUGCUAGAAACGAUGCUUUCACGACUCUUAAAACAUUAUAGCUCAAGAUAUGGAGUCAGAACUGGGUCUGGGUUACGCCCAAGCAACUCCAAGCUUGUUUACUCCGGAAAAAAGGGGGGGGGAGGGGCAAAAUUAUGAUUCCGAGCCGUCAGAGUUGUGAGAUUUAAAGAGAUAAGGGCUGUCAAAAAUGCUGUGUAAAUUGUGAAGAGUUACUAAAAAGAGCAAAUUCGCUCCUCUUUUAGGAUGCCAAGAGGCAACGAGCAUCGCUGGAAAGAUGAGACCUUGGCCCUUAUCAAGCAUCAACGGAGUUACCCUGGAGCACAGCUGCGAGGCUGCCCGAGUUCUACUCGCUGGCUCCUCCCCCGCCACACGGGCCCGGGCCGGGGUUAGAGGCGGCGGGUCUCCGGCGCUGGGCCUCUACUGCCCACGGCCCGCAGGGGGUGAGGUUCAGUGCCGGGGCGGGGCAGCCCCGGCUGCUCAGUUCCUGAUUCUAUAAGUGGUGCCCGAGGCUGGCGGCGCCACAGGCGCGGGCAACGCGGGCGACGCAAGAUGGGCCGGCGAGGCGCUGAGAGUUGGCCCCGAGGCCCCGGGCAGCGGCGGCCGCUCCUCCCCACCGUCCUCCCGCUGGGGCUGCUGCUGUUGCUGCUGCCUCCUCUCGGUUCCAGCAUUGGGGCCGGCCGGCCGCCUCACCUCGUCUUCGUGCUGGCGGACGACCUGGGCUGGAACGACGUGGGCUUCCACGGCUCGGAAAUCCGCACGCCGCACCUGGACGCGCUGGCGGCCGGCGGAGUGCUGCUGGACAACUACUACACGCAGCCGCUGUGCACGCCAUCGCGGAGCCAGCUGCUCACCGGCCGCUACCAGAUCCACACAGGUUUACAGCAUCAAAUAAUCUGGCCCUGUCAGCCCAGCUGCAUUCCUCUGGAUGAAAAACUCCUGCCCCAGCUUCUAAAAGAAGCAGGCUACGCCACCCAUAUGGUCGGAAAAUGGCAUCUGGGAAUGUAUCGGAAAGAAUGUCUUCCAACUCGCCGAGGAUUUGACACUUACUUUGGCUACCUUCUAGGUAGUGAAGAUUACUAUUCCCAUGAGCGCUGUACGUUAAUCAAUGCUCUGAAUGUCACACGAUGUGCUCUUGAUUUUCGAGAUGGUGAAGAAGUUGCAACUGGAUAUAAAAAUAUGUAUUCAACAAACGUAUUUACUGAGAGGGCUACAGCCCUCAUAACUAACCAUCCACCAGAGAAGCCUCUGUUUCUCUACCUUGCUCUCCAGUCUGUCCACGAACCCCUUCAGGUCCCCGAAGAAUACCUGAAGCCAUACGACUUUAUCCAGAAUAAGAAUAGGCAUUACUAUGCAGGAAUGGUGUCCCUCAUGGAUGAAGCAGUGGGAAAUGUCACUGCCGCCUUAAAAAGCCGCGGGCUCUGGAACAACACGGUGUUCAUCUUCUCCACAGAUAACGGAGGGCAGACUCUGGCAGGGGGCAAUAACUGGCCCCUUCGAGGAAGAAAGUGGAGCCUGUGGGAAGGAGGCGUGCGAGGGGUGGGCUUUGUGGCCGGCCCCUUGCUAAAAAGGAAAGGCGUGAAGAACCGGGAGCUUAUCCACAUUUCCGACUGGCUGCCCACCCUGGUGAAGCUGGCCGGGGGCAGCACGCAUGGCACCAAGCCUCUGGAUGGCUUUGAUGUGUGGAAAACCAUCAGUGAAGGAAGCCCGUCCCCCAGAAUGGAGCUGCUGCACAAUAUCGACCCAAACUUUGUAGAUGUUUCACCAUGUCUUGGGAACAGCACAGCUCCGGCAAAGGAUGAUUUUUCUCUUCCAGAGCAUUCAGCCUUCAACACAUCUGUCCAUGCUGCAAUUAGAUACAGGAACUGGAAGCUCCUCACGGGCUACCCAGGCUGUGGCCACUGGUUUCCUCCACCGUCUCAAUACAAUGUUUCUGAGAUACCCUCCUCGGACCCACCGACCAAGACCACCUGGCUCUUUGACCUUGAGCGGGACCCAGAGGAGAGGCAUGACCUGUCGAGGGACCACCCCCACAUCGUCCAGCUGCUCCUCACCCGCCUGCAGUUCUACCAGAAGCACUCUGUGCCUGUGUACUUCCCGGCACAAGACCCCCGCUGCGACCCCAAGGCCACUGGGGCUUGGGGUCCUUGGAUGUAGGAUUUCAAGGCAGCCUUGGGGGUGGGGAGAGCGGGAGAGGCGGCUAGAAAGCCUUCCUGGUACACGAUGGACUUCAGGGCUUUACUGGUGUGACUCUUGUCUCACUGAUGCUCCCAACCUGGGUCCCCCCUGACCACUUCUCUCGCUCCUAAACCACACUGAGGUAUCUGAUUUCGACCCCUAGGGCAUUGGCGAAGCUGAUAAAAUGUGAACACUUGCACUGUUGGCUGUGGCAUGUGUCUAAAGGAGAGGGCAACUGGGUUCGUCCCCUUUUUCCUAGGCUGUGGGACAGCUGGGGACUUGACUGGAAGGAGGAAGCGAUUGAGUCCUGGAGGCCAGAGCAGCUGGUUCUUUUUGCUUCACAAGUCAGAUGUUAGGUUUCCCUCUGCCAAUAGCCGGGUUUUAUGGGAGUGACUCACAUUUCUCGUAACAAAUGAAAGGAGCAGACAGUUGUUAAUGGUUCUGUUGGCCAGCGCUCCUCCAUGUCGUGAGAGAUUGUGUUCAGGCAUCCCAGGCAAAUAACCUGCCUUGCUUCACCCCUCGCUCACGCAUCUCAUCACUCACCCUGUCAGGAAGCAUAAGGCUUGUUUCGUGGUUAAGAUGGGCCUGGCGAUAUGCCUACUCACUGGUGUGGAUGUUGCCAAUAAAGGGAUGUGCUUUUAACCCCCCACUCUUUCCCAGCCAUUGCUCAUCUGGUCUGGUCUGCCUGCGACCUCCCAGCUCCCUUUGUGGUUCUCCUUCUAUCCCGUCUUCUGACUCAGGCAUCCCGAGCCUGGGAAGGCUGCUUUGCUUCUCCGCUUUGAGCAUCUCUGGUGUUUGGAACAGUGCCGAGGCUUGCCUUUUUUGGGCCCCCAACACGGAAGCUAGAGCCCAUCCCCAGGAGGGCGGCACGUCUGACUCUGUGGGCAUGCUCAUGGUGGGCACAGGGAGGACUAGCUGGCGGGGUGAUGCUUGGGUCGCUGCUGUCUGGUUAGUGACAUUUUUUCUGGUUGCAUGGCGUUGAUUCUCAUGGUUGUGGUUACGUCUCGUCGUGUACUGAGUUGCACUGCUAUCCUCCAGCAGUGAGGCAGAACCUUGGGAAAGGCUCAUACCAUCCUGAGAUGAUGGAAGAGGCCAGUUUGACAAAGGAAGCGGCUGGCAUCCAGGAUACUAAGGCUUGGUAAAUGCAGAAGACGGCACAACCGCAUGCCCUUCUUCUCUCGGUUUUACUGCUUAUUUGGAGGGUCUAAGGCUAGGGAAAGGGGAGGUACAGUUUGACCCGCCUGCUCUCUCUCAGCCCUACCCAUGUCCUACUAACAUGGGCCAGUCCAGAUCAGCUCCAGAGUGUCAGACUCAGAGAAAUAGGUCCUCAAACUGUACUCUUUUCUGCAUUAGCUCCACUGUUUCAUUUACUGCUUUCCUUCAAGGCCUGGAUCAGUGCCUUGUACAUAGAAGGCAUUCUUUUUGAAAAAUAAGUGAAUGAAUGAACGAAUGAACAAAUGAGUAAAUGAGAAGGUCUCACACCAGUGGAAGGUGCUAGCCCAGUGAGCUGAAUACAAGGAUGAAUAGAAACAUCUUCCAACCAUGGCUUUUCUGUUGUCAAGCUGCCCUCCUGGCAGAGGGGCACAGGCUGCAUAUCUGGGCAGUCUAGGACAUGCCAUAGUGAAGCGGGAAGGCCCUCUCAGAAGAAGAGGGGAGAAAAAUAUGCCUGCUGAAGCUUCUCUUCUGCCAGUAACUCAGUUUUCUUUUGCUGAGAAUACUAGAAACUAAAACCACCAAGUAAGACGAUAUAGGUCUUGGAACAGUCACCCUUCAAUUCCAUAGCAAUGGUUUCUGGUGACGACUAACGUAUUAUGAUAUGAUGAUUGGAAGGAAAUGGUGCUAGAACUAAGGACACCUCUUCCCAACCUGUGCCCCACGCCUGGGCGGGCAUGCUGCUGGCCAGGAUGCUAUUACCUCUCACUCCCAAGCCUGUGGUGGGUGUCAUGAACUAACUGAGACUAGAUGUUCCUUUCGGAUCCUUCUAACCCCAGGGCUAUAGAUGCCAUUAAUACGGUGCAGGGCUGUAGGUGCCAUUAAUAUGGUACCAGGGCUAUAGGUGCCGUAAAGAUUGGAGGCCAUGACUGCAUGACACCUUUGUGCUCCCCCGCUGUCCUCCCAGCAGCUGUUCCCAAUUCUCGUUCCUCGACGGCCACAUACAACGUGGGUGUUCUGCACACUCGGUGGCAUUAAAAGGGAUUUUAAAGACUGAUUGUUUUUGGUCAAAACAUUUAUUUGAGAUUUUCUAUUAUCCAUAAUAGAACGUGUCUCAUUAGAUUUUCUUCUUCUGUACGUGAAGGUGAACAGAUUUUUUUUGGUCAAAACAUUUAUUUGAGAUUUUCUCUCAUCCGUAAUAGAACGUGUCUCAUAUUUUCUUCUUCUGUACAUGAAUGAAGAUGAACAGAGUCGUAUGUUGUCUUUAGAAGUAUUAACGGUAUUUCUUUCUGAAUUUGUUUACCUUUAAAAAACAGUUUUGUUUUUUUCUUUGUUGCUACUUGAUUGCUCCAGCUUGGGGGAGGGGGGCAAAAAAGUAAUCUUUUGAAAUGUGUCAGCUGUGAGUAGGGGGUGUUCCUUUGGGAAAUGAAAAGGUUCUGGAAAUAGAUAAUGGGGAUGGUUGUAAACAUGAUGUACUUAAUGCCUCUGAUUUUUUACACUUUAAAAUGGUUAAAAUGAUAAAUUUUAUGUCGUUUUUAACCACAAUUUCAAAAAUGUGUCGGCCCAUUUUAUGAUAUGUCAACUCUAACUCAAUAAAGCUGUUACAUAAAUAAAUAGAGCAAAAAAGAUCAGAGCUAAAAAA
Molecule: messenger RNA, 5725 nt
Organism: Sus scrofa (pig)
Lineage: Eukaryota; Metazoa; Chordata; Mammalia; Artiodactyla; Suidae
Gene: ARSB
Product: arylsulfatase B
Molecular function (GO): sulfuric ester hydrolase activity
Source: RefSeq, a predicted model, not a curated record